Pocillopora damicornis (cauliflower coral) is the source of this 1415-nucleotide messenger RNA. Its product is annotated as substance-P receptor. The record is from RefSeq and is a predicted model, not a curated record. Gene Ontology annotation, cellular component: plasma membrane. Gene Ontology annotation, molecular function: G protein-coupled receptor activity. Gene Ontology annotation, biological process: G protein-coupled receptor signaling pathway. Lineage: Eukaryota; Metazoa; Cnidaria; Anthozoa; Scleractinia; Pocilloporidae.
AUGGAAACCUCAGAUAUGGUUCAUUGGAAGACAAAUAAUCAAGCACUGAAAGAUGGUCGCCGAUCUUACGAGCUUGCCAAUUUUCAACGUUUCUUUUUAUCGUUCUACGAUUGUUCUUUUUGUAUUAUAAUAUCAAGCCAUAAUGGUGAGAUACUUUUCCCCUUUCUUUCAAUAGGAAACACUACGAGCCCUCCGCUUUCAACCAGCCAAUCAGUGGUGCUCGCCAGUUUGGCAUCAGUCUAUUUCAUAAUCGUAUUUGCUUCCAUAUUUGGCAACUCCGUGAUCAUCCACAUCAUCCGUACAGGUCACUCUUUGAAAACCACCACCAAUUACUUUAUCCUCAAUCAAGCAUGCGCAGACUUGAUCAUUACGUUCACUGUAAUGUUAAGCAUGCUAGGUGAUAACCUAUUUCAAAGAAAGUGGUUCGGCGGAGACUGGGGAUUACCUAUGUGCAGGCUACUGGUGUGGUUUCAUUUUCCAGCGGAGUACUGUUCGAUCUGGAGCCUCGUUGCCAUAGCCGUUGACCGCUAUUAUGCAGUGGCUCGCCCUUUGCAGUUUUCCCCUUUAUCUCACCAUACAAGGCUGGUAGUUUCCUUGAUUUGGGUGUGGUCUCUGUCUUCAGCAGCUGGAACGAUUUCUAUGGCCAAACUUAUCUUCGUGGAGGGAACUGGCCACUUUUGUGUCGUGGAUUAUUCUCAUGUUGAGCUGUCCGCAGCGAACGUUGUAAGCAUCUGCGUGUUGCUGUUUAACUUUGUCGUUCCUCUUUUGGCCAUGGCGGUACUCUAUUCAAUCGUGUGUUCUCGUUUGUUGUCUCGAGAAGUGCCUGGCGAUGAAGCUGGUCACAGUGCAAGGCACGCAGAAGCCAUGAAGACAGCAAAGAAAGUUAACCGAAUGAUGAUCAUCAUUGUUGUUUCAUUUACUCUAUGUUGGUUUCCUUUUUUCAUAUUUGUUGGUUUGGACAGUUUGCAUAAGAUUGAAAUUCCAUAUGCAGCACUCAAAUUUGUGGUGUGGUUGGCAAACGCUUAUAGUGCAAUUAAUCCUUACAUCUACUUGUCAUUAAGCGAUAAAUUUCGAAAGGAAUUUAUGAUUAUUCUGAACAAAUGUCGGAGCAGUUUUAGCUGUGGGUAAGAAUCUUUUAUCCUGCUAGCUACUGUCCUGCACCAAUAAAAUGGCAUGGCUGGUAUCGUCACUUUUUGCUUCUUUCUUAUCUAUGACUUUGGGUUUGUGCUUGGAAGCGUACAAAUCAAAGAAAUUGAAAACUUUUGACUCAUGUAUAGCGAAUGUACUACUUAAGGUACCUUAUAUCACCACAGAGGCGUAGAUCGAGUUUCUAUCUCAGUGCAACAAUUUCUUUAGCUGUUUUCAUAACGAUAACGAUUAUUAUGAUAAAAACAGUAAUGAUAAUCUUGAUAAUG